Messenger RNA from Eurytemora carolleeae, 1383 nucleotides. RefSeq names its product DNA-binding protein Ets97D (gene Ets97D). The coding region runs from base 104 to 1363 and encodes 419 amino acids. The record is from RefSeq and is a predicted model, not a curated record. Gene Ontology annotation, biological process: regulation of transcription by RNA polymerase II; cell differentiation. NCBI's taxonomy places the organism in Eukaryota, Metazoa, Arthropoda, Copepoda, Calanoida, Temoridae. Gene Ontology annotation, molecular function: DNA-binding transcription factor activity, RNA polymerase II-specific; sequence-specific DNA binding. The transcript has 7 exons. Gene Ontology annotation, cellular component: nucleus.
UUGUAAAUCAAUCUAAAAGUAUUAUAAAGUAUUUUUUAUUAAUUUUAAGAUUUUCAGACAAAAAUGUUGUUCCACAUUAAUUCUUAUGAUUUGUUAAUGUAAAAUGUUAAUGGCUACUUCAGUUACUCUGCUGAUGCUUUCAGGCAGAAUGUCAGAUACUGAAGAUGAGGAUAUUUUCUCGUUUAACUCGGCUAUACCUCAACCUCGUACUACAGAAGAUCUUGAGGUUGCACAGCUCAUGGAUAUCCGGGAACCCUUACAGAACCUUAGAAUCAUCCUACAGCAAAGAUUCAAUGCAGAUCUUUCAGACUAUGAUUUCUGGCUCCAGGAUUCCCAGAUCCUGGAGCCUCAUAUGAACCUGGUGGAUCAAUGUGUGCAAGGAGAAGGAUUGGUUCAGAUCAAUGUUGAACUCAAGUCCGAGGGUGGGCUCAACAAGAUUAAUAUUAUGGAUGUAUUGAAACCUCCUGAUGAACCGAUGAGUGAGGAGGAUAAGACAGAGGACGAGGUUGAGGAUGAAGAGGAGGAGGAGGAGGAAGUUGAACCUGAACCUACAAACAAGGAUAAUGUCACAAAAUGGGUUGUUUGCUCAGCAUUCCGAAAGGAGCAGGAGCGUUUAAAAAUCCCAACCGACCCUGCACAAUGGAACCUAACCCAUGUCCAGCACUGGCUUCGCUGGGCCAUCACAACCUUCAAAACUGCCUCAAUCCAACUCAAAGACUGGUCAAAUAUCAACGGGAUGCAGCUCUGUGAUUUGAGCCAUUCAGACUUUAAGAAAAAGGUUUCCAUUGACCCCGGAGACCUGUUCUGGACCCACCUGGAGCUCCUCAAGAAGUGUCAGUUUGUUGCUGUUGUUCAGAAAGCUCCGACAACUCUGACGGAGCGAAAGUAUAGUGUUGGUUCAAAAGGAACUACAGUUGCUGCCAAGAGGAAGAAACCUGUGACUCUAGGUGUAGCGAAGGAGAACAGGGUUGCUCCGAUACCAGACGGUUGCCCUGGGAACCGGAGCGGGAACAAUGGUCAGAUUCAACUCUGGCAGUUCCUCCUGGAACUGUUAACUGACAAGGAACACAGAGAAGUGAUACAAUGGAACGGGAACGAUGGAGAGUUUAAGUUGAGUAACCCUGAGGUGGUUGCCCAGCUGUGGGGGGCUCGGAAGAAUAAACCAAACAUGAAUUAUGAGAAACUUUCACGAGCCUUGAGAUACUACUAUGAUGGAGAUAUGAUCUCUAAGGUGCACGGAAAGCGAUUUGUUUACAAGUUUGUCUGUGACCUCAAGCAUUUAAUCGGUUAUUCAGCCUCCGAGCUCAGUCGGCUCGUCUCGGAGUCGGAGGCUAAAUUUUUCGGGAGCCAAAUAAAAUUAUAAAAUAGAUUUAUACUUUCAGA